Molecule: messenger RNA, 867 nt
Organism: Fusarium oxysporum Fo47
Lineage: Eukaryota; Fungi; Ascomycota; Sordariomycetes; Hypocreales; Nectriaceae
Product: Trappc4 protein
Exons: 3
Coding region: 1-867 (288 amino acids)
Source: RefSeq, a predicted model, not a curated record
AUGGCCCCGGGAUCACCUUCGACACGACGACCCAGGACUAAACGGGUUUCAGCUCAGCACACGCGGGAACGGGUCCGCAACAAUCAGCGUCGGCAUCGUGCUCGCAGGAAGGACUAUAUUGCAACGCUGGAAGAAAAACUCGGCGAAGCAGAACAGACUAUUUCGACCCUUAGGGAUCAGAUCGAAGCUCUUCAAGCGACAUUAACACGAUACCGCCACUAUCAGAAUGAUCAAAAUAGGGCGAAUUCGUUUCUGUCAUCCAGUGUUGCCGCUGACACAGAAGAUUUCGGAGCUUGGAAACUACCCGCCCCGGCUUCCAGGAAGUCCCUAGUUUCUAAUGACCUACCUGGGCCGCAUCUGAAGGCCUCAUAUGAAUCCAUCACCAAACUUCCGCUGGCUGUAGGAUCUGCCUCAACCUUCAGCCCACGCGCUGCACCCGAGCUUACCUUCACAGCUGUAAGCUACCAGGCCGUUGCAGAGACCGGAAGUCUGCUACCAGAAACAGUAAUACCAGAUCAGGUAUUGACGUCAACGACGUCCUGUUGCUUCAGUGAUCCCUCGUCGGGUGCACAAUCGACCGUUAAUACGAUAAAUCGAAUGCCCCCACUUCCAUGUCAGGAGAUCCCUCUCCUAAUGCCCGCAUACGUGCUGGAAUCAGCGAUAGAAGCAAACUCUUACAGAGAGUCCACGAUGCUUUGCUCUGAGGCAUAUAUUCUCAUCGCACAACAGAACUUCAAGGGUAUAAGCCAAAGAGACGUGGCUACGUGGCUAUGGGAUGGCUUUCAUAGUUCACUUCCACAGGGUGAAGGAUGCCGCGUUAAUACGGACCUUCUAUUUAGUCUUCUGGCAUUCAUCAGCGAUACCUGA